Molecule: messenger RNA, 6295 nt
Organism: Amphiprion ocellaris (clown anemonefish)
Lineage: Eukaryota; Metazoa; Chordata; Actinopteri; Pomacentridae
Gene: ralgps2
Product: Ral GEF with PH domain and SH3 binding motif 2
Exons: 22
Coding region: 556-2316 (586 amino acids)
Biological process (GO): Ras protein signal transduction; positive regulation of GTPase activity
Cellular component (GO): plasma membrane
Molecular function (GO): guanyl-nucleotide exchange factor activity
Source: RefSeq, a predicted model, not a curated record
AUUAGCAACCUGUAGCUAACGUUGGCAGCGACAGGAGCUCUUUGUGCACUUGUGAGCUGAACUAAGCCGGUGUGUGUGGGGAGGAUGAUGGGCAGGCUGGCCCGUUUGCACCCUGGAAGCUCCGCCCGUUAGCCGUGCGUCUCCUCCUCAGCCCUCAUUCAAAACAGAGCACAGCUGUUGCGAGGCGCAUCGUCGUGUCCCGAGCGUUAGCCUAAAAACUGUUAGCUGCCCGCCGCCUGCUGAUGUCCCCGCUGGAAUAUCAGGAGAAUACGGAGGAAAACCGCGCACUUCGUAAACAAAAACGUCAUGUCGCAUAUCUAUUGCUUGCCAACAGAAACUGUGUGAGCGCCUGGAGGUUUCACUAAAGCUCACUUGACAGCAGGAGCCAGCCUCAGAGAAAGACAGGACUCGAUAGACAGAGAGAGGAACACAGAACAAAAGGCUAACUUCACUUCCAGCACUAUGCGCAUCUGACACACAUCUGAGGGCCAGGCCGGCUUUGCUACAGCUGAGGAUGAUGAAUGAUCUCCUGAGCUAGAGCUAGAUGGUGUGCAAAUGAUGGACCUCCCUAAUGGCCAAUCAAGCAUCACCACCAACGCUGCAACAAUCUCUGAGAAGAGCAGCAGCUCAGAAUCUCUCAGUGAUAAGGGAUCUUCGGAGCUGAAGAAGAGUUUUGAUGCUGUUGUGUUCGAUGUGCUGAAGGUCACUCCAGAAGAAUAUGCAGGCCAGAUUACGCUCAUGGACGCUCCUGUGUUCAAAGCCAUCCAGCCAGAGGAGCUCUCAAGUUGUGGCUGGAACAAGAAGGAGAAGCACAGCUCUGCCCCUAAUGUUGUGGCCUUUACCCGCAGGUUCAACCAGACGAGUUUCUGGGUGGUACGAGAAAUCCUCCAUGCGCAGACGUUGAAGAUCAGAGCCGAAGUGCUGAGUCUGUAUAUUCGCACUGCCAAGAAACUGUGUGACAUAAACAACCUCCACGCGGUCAUGGCUGUGGUGUCAGGGUUACAGAGUGCUCCCAUCUUCAGGCUUACCAAAACAUGGGCGUUACUGAGUCGGAAAGACAAGGCAACAUUUGAUCGGCUCGACUACUUGAUGUCCAAAGAAGACAACUACAAACGCCUGAGAGACUACAUAAGCAGCCAGAGCAUGGUCUCCUGUAUACCAUACCUAGGGAUGUACUUGUCUGAUCUGACAUAUAUAGACUCAGCCUACCCCUCCACGGGCAGCAUACUGGAGAACGAACAGAGAUCAAACCUGAUGAACAACCUUCUCAGAAUCAUAUCAGACCUGCAGAGAUCUUGUACCUACGAUAUACCAGUGUUGCCUCAUGUACAGAAGUAUCUCAACUCAGUCAGGUAUAUCGAGGAGCUACAAAAGUUUGUGGAGGACGACAAUUACAAGUUGUCACAGAGGAUUGAGCCAGGCACCAGCACACCACGAGCAAACGCCUCCAAAGAGGAUCUUGCCGGCCAGGAAGCAUCAGCUUCUCCUCUCUGCGGCCGUAAGUGUACAGUAGCAGCUGAAGGAACCAAAGUCCCGGCGACACCUCCGUCCCCCAGGAACCUGCUGCCCUACGGACACAGGAAGUGCCACAGCCUGGGCUACAAUUUUAUCCAUAAGAUGAAUACAGUGGAGUUUAAAAGUGCUACGUUCCCCAAUGCUGGUUCUCGCCACCUAUUGGAUGACAGCGUGAUGGAGAGCCACAGUCCCACCAGAGGACAAGCAGAAAGCUCAACUCUGUCCAGUGGCAUUUCUCUUGGUAGCAGCGAGGGCUCCGAGCUCAGUGAAGAGGUGUCUUGGCCAGCGUUUGAGAGGACUCGGUUCUAUCACUCUCUGGGCCCAGUGACCCGAGUGGCCCGGAUCCCCUACAGAGGAGUCCUGAGGCCCAGCAGCUCGGCUGAGUCAGAGGAGCUUGCGGUUCACUUAUAUCCUGGAGCGGUCACAGUGCAGGGGGUGUUGAGACGGAAGACUGUGCUCAAGGAGGGCAAGAAACCAACAGUGGCAUCUUGGACCAAAUACUGGGUGGCUCUUUGUGGAACCCAGCUCUACUACUACCCUGCCAAGUCCCUGAAGGCCACUGAGAGAAAACAUUUCAAGUCCACGUCCAGUAAGAGCGUGUGUGUGGUCGGUCUAAUGGCCAUGAUGGCAGACGAUCCCGAGCAUCCGGAUGUUUUCUUGCUGACAGACUCAGAGCAUGGUAACACCUACAAGUACCAGGCGGGGAACAGAAUGAACGCUUUGCUCUGGUUCAAACAUCUGAGUGCUGCCUGUCAGAGCAAUAGGCAACAGGUGCCAGCCAAUCUGAUGUCUUUUGAGUGACCGUUGCCGAGGAGUUCGACAGCACAGAGGAGAGAGAGAGGAUGAGGAAGCAGCCGAGGAUGAGGAUGAGGAGGAGCACUGACUCAGUAGUGGGAGCUUUCACUGCCAUGAGCCCUAACCGCCGAUUCUCCGAUUCUAGCCCCGGCCUCACUGCAGCCUCACCUGCCACCACUGCCUUAACAAGAGUUACCCUGUGUGUGUGUGUGUGUGUGUGUGUGUGUGUGUGUGUGUGUGUGUGUGUGUGUGUGUGUGUGUGUGUGUGUGUGUGUGUGUGUGUGUGUGUGUGUGUGUGUGUGUGUGUGUGUGUGUGUGUGUGUGUGUGUGUGUGUGUGUAUAUAUGUGUGUGUGUGUGUGUAUAUAUGUGUGUGUGUGUGUGUGUGUAUAUAUGUGUGUGUGUGUGUGUGUGUGCGUGCGUGCGUGUAUGUGUGUGUGUGUGUGUGUGUGUGUGUGUGUGUGUGUGUGUGCGUGUGCAUGUGUGUGUAUGUGUGUGUGUAUGACUGUUUUGGAUGUACUGACUACUGAACGAGGACCUGCACCACUGCUCUCGUCUCCCAUUUGCUCUCAGUGUCUUUUGUUCAGCACUUCAGUGGAGCCCUUUGACCUCUCCUCUCUCACAGACAAACUGUCCUCAGAGGGGCAGAAAUAAUCCUCUUCUUUAUUACUUUUUUUUUCAAGGGGUUGACUACUUUCAUUUGAAUCCCCACCAUGCUCGAAUGCAAGAUUCCCACCUCUUAUUCAGCUGGUUGCACAAUCACAGCACGCACACUCACAUCGGACUAACCCACUGGACUCGGGAGGGUUUUGAAAACACCUUUUUACUUACUUGUUUCAUACUUUGAAUUGUUGGUCUCUUCAGUAACUUGACUAAACGUCACACGAUUAUUGACAUGAGUCACACACACUCACAUACUACACACACAGUCACAAGCCUAUUUGAUUGCAUCGUUGUAAACGUAAGGGCUCUGAUUUGCAAUCAAUUCCAGCAGAAACAAUUCCCACACUUCCUGAAUGUGUUUAGUUUUUAUUACCAGAAUUUAGCCCGUUUUUUGUCAAGUGUCGUGUAUGUAUGCUGUGUGUGUGUGUUUCUGUAACUGCAUUGGAUGAGGGGGUUGUGGUGGGGAUCCGCUUAAAUUAGAGGAAUCUUAUCUGUGUUCCACAUAGGUACGAUAAUCCCAGAAUCUAAGCUAAGACCUGUUCAUAGCUGGGAAGACAAGAGUUUCUCCGUUUCAAACUUGCAUUUCUUUGUUCUCCCAUGUUGUCUGCUCUCCGUCGCCUGACGUCAGCUUUCAAAGGCAACACUUGGUUCACCGGACUCACACAUGCAAAACACUAAAGACUUGAAACUGUGAAAGAGUCGCAGAUUGAGAGCGACAAGAACUCACGACACGUGGUUUUAUCUCCUCUUCUGUUUGUUGUUUGAUAUGGUUGGAUCCUCUGGUCUGGAGCAGACACUCAAAGCUACCUGGAGCCAUACAGAGUCUAUUUUAAAUCUUAUUUGUUUAUGAUGUUUUGUGUUGUUAGUUUCUUCUCCUUUUUUUUUUUUUUUGGGAGGGAUGGUGCAGUUCACAGUAUUAACAUGUAGUAGAUCGAUGGCACGGUAAUGGUUUAUAGUUUUGUCUGUUACAUUUGAAUGUUACAUUUUUGUUUUUUCCCUUUGGGAGCAUUUAUUAUUUUUAUGUUCACGUGAAUUUUUUUUUUUGCCCGACAUACUGGUAACCAGGACCCAGUUCAAUUUUAGGCCCAGAUAAUGUUGCAUCUGAUUUGGAAACGGCAUAAAGCACCUUGGUUAUAAUUAGUGCCAAGCCACGCUACCGUGAGGUUGAAGAAAUACCAGGAAGCUGCAGUGAAAUUAGACAAAGCUGCUGGUUUGCUUCAGUGGGAUUUACAGUUUCCACUAUGCAUUGCAGAUGUGUUUGUGUGCCACAGAUAGACUGUUGCUAUUUGUUUUUGUGAAAACAUGAGCAGGAUGAUGGUUAUGACGACGACGAGGUGCUUUUCGCCCAACAAUACUCAAGCAUCGAAUUAGAUUUUUUUAAACAGCUGUUUACAUUGUAUGUUUACACAGUCUUUUCCCUGAUAUCACAAUCCCUUCUCUGCUCCACGUGUACUGUAUUUAGUAUCAAACAUUGUGUAGACACAAAUGUCUGGCCUACCAGUUAAACUCAAAGCUAGUUUCAGGCUGUUGAUGAUCAGAGAGAUGGGUGAACAUAUCCACACUCACAGCACUGAUUCCUGUCUGUCGUUCAGUCUGCCCUCCAGGCUUAAGCCCAGUUCAUGUCUUCAGCACAGCAUAUUGUACAAUCUAACAAUCCAACUAGGCUAGCUUUGUUUAGUUCAGAUAAAAAUUACAAACUGAAGUCAAUUUAAUCUCUAAAGAGACGCUCAGUCCUUUGUAUGUUGACUAAAAGGAGACAUUGUGGUGGAUGUACCUGUGGAGGAAUGAAUGAGGAAGCCAAAGACAGGCCUGUAUAAUGUGACAGUCACUGCAAGUAUGUGUGUGCAUUUUUGUGCCUGUGCGUACUGCUCUAUUUUUUUUUAAAAGCAUUGUAAUUCAAGCCAGAUUAGGCAAUUCCUCAAGGCUGCCAUCACUGCUGAGCAGUGGGGGGUAACCAGCUACCUAAUGGAGGGUGUGACUGACUCCUCGCCGGGGGGGUUUUGUACCGGAAGUAUGACGAGUGGUUCCUUCAGAUUGAAAUUGAACUCAUCUGUCUGCAUCCACCAUGGCUGAAGUUGCAUAAUGGAGCAGAGAAAAUCCCAGAGUGAAGCGCUAUGGAGGCGCACUGGUCUUUGAAUACUACUGGUUGGCCGAAAAGACUAAAGAGGGCUGCGAAUGAAAUGGCUGAGACAGAGUUCAGGCUGGGUGGUUGAGAGACUGUUUACCCGUGUUUAUGUGCAGAUGCUGGUUACUCUCUCUUAACCUGACAUUCAGACAAGCUUAACCUGCCAUUAUUUGCAAUGUAUUGACUGCGUUGGUCCAGCUAAGCAAGAAUUAAAGCUACAGACUUUCAGGGUCUGCAGGAAGGACUGUGUGCAGAAGGAGCUGCCAUGUAAACAAACCCUGUCUAGACAGUCCCCAUCACGUUUCCCUUCUUUGUAUUUGCUUUAUCUGAUGUUAAUUAAGAAUGAUGAAAGAAAAAGACAAAUGAAAUGGUAACAUAUGCAAUCGAUGUCGACUCCUGAGUUGAAAGUUUUAUAAGUAACCUGACCAGAGAAGUGCUUUUGGGGACGUCAGGGAAGGUUUAUUUGAAUUCAUUUUGGGUUUAACAAUCUUUCUUUUUGAGAAAUACCCAAAUCAUAUUGAGCUCUUUUAGUGAGGAAAACCUCACUGUUACCUGAGUUUACAUGAUUUUCUUUUUUUUAUUAUCAUUUCUGUACAGUGCAGGGUCAAAAUGAUGGAAACACAGAUGUUUUAGUCCAGUCAUUUCUUGGAUUUGAUACCAGUCACUACUAACAUUAUCGCCCAUUUGGGUGAGAGCGGAAAAUUCAAAUGUCAGCGACUCUUCAUUUGAUUAAAAUGUUUGGUUUUUAUGAAGAAACUUGAUACCAUGUGCUUGAAAAAAAAAAUCCCCUUCACUGCAUUACAAGCUCGUGUUUCCUUUAAACUGGCCAUACUGUCUGUAAAUGCACAAUUUGACCCUGUGUGAACCAUUUCAAGUGAAUCGCCUUCUGAAUUCAGUCUUCUUUUUUUAUUGGUCAUGUAAAAAUGUUUAACAGUCGAGAUGAAGGGUUUCAACCAGAGGAAGUGUUAGUUCAUUCUGUGAUUCACCGUUUACCACGGACAGCAGCAACAGAAGCAGCCUUCGUUCAAGCCAUCGAAGUUGAUGGGGGUGAUGUGUAAAUGUCCUUCACCUGCCUCUGAGUGUGUCUGUCUCUGCCUGUGUCAUGACUGUCGGCGAGCGCUUGUGACCUCACUUCUGAGUGAUGCGCCGCCAAGUGUGAAGACUGAGAACCAAUAAACACUCAGCCCUUUUUUACUCCA